Messenger RNA from Pochonia chlamydosporia 170, 3252 nucleotides. Its product is annotated as sulfate transporter family protein. The record is from RefSeq and is a predicted model, not a curated record. The transcript has 5 exons. NCBI's taxonomy places the organism in Eukaryota, Fungi, Ascomycota, Sordariomycetes, Hypocreales, Clavicipitaceae. The coding region runs from base 1 to 3252 and encodes 1083 amino acids. Gene Ontology annotation, cellular component: membrane.
AUGUCUUCUUCAAUUCUCAGCUUCUCUCCUUGGAGAAGCAGGUCCUCCAGCUUCUCGUCGCAGCCAAACCGCCAGCAACCCUCCCAUGAUGACGGGGCAGAUGCUGCAAACACCCACGAUGACGCCGCCCAGCAUCUGUCAGCGUCAGUAGGAACGCCAAAGACGUAUCGAGAACCAAUUCGGUCCUACAUUCAUGCUUCGGUUCGGGGACAGCUGGCUCCCGUCGAUAGCGAGCAAAAUGCCCGAACCGUUCGCGAAGACACUGCCGAACUGGCUAGCUACUUGCUGUCCGAUGGCGCAACCCCCCGACGACCCUCAUUCUUGCAGCGGAACAGAGGCUCAGUACAGGACCUCUUUUCACAGAGCCAAGAUGGACAAGAUCGAAACGAAGACGAUGCUGCGGCUUCUGGGACCAUCUUGGAAGUAUCAGAGCCUGUUUCUCCGGAGGAAAGAGACCCCGAUACCGCUGUCGAAGAAUCUGGACCUUCAGUACUGUCCAAUCUGUUAAGAAAAUCGCCGCCGCAGUCUGUGGUUCCUGAUGCUCCUCUAUCGGCCGAGACACGGCCUAUCGAGCCGAAACGACGGCGGCAACACUCUGAGGAUGAGCAUGUCCAGCCUCAGCUGAGCGAGCAAACAACAGCCGUGACUGAACAGACACCACUUCUAGGACAUGUGUCAGAUGAGAGCGACAAUACCGGCGACCUUGAGGGGCAAAAAGACAUCCAGCCAAGGAAAUGGUACAGCGGGUUUGUCGAGAAUAGCCAAAAGCUGGAGAACCAUGUUGCCCAUGCUGUCAAGGUGGCCGUAAACCCACAUCGAUGGGAUCGCAAGGCAUUGUGGCAUACGGUGAUUGCGGAACCUGUCUCGUGCCUUCCUGCUGUGGCCGUUGGACUUUUACUGAAUAUUUUGGAUGCCUUGUCGUACGGUAUGAUCUUGUUUCCUCUUGGCAAACAAUUAUUCUCGCAUCUGGGCUCGGCUGGUAUUUCCAUAUACUACGUCAGCACAAUUGUAGCACAAAUCACGUUUUCAUCAGGCAGUAUAUUUAGGGGAGCUGUUGGGUCUGAACUUAUCGAAGUGGUUCCAUUCUUCCACAACAUGGCUCAGAAGAUCAUGGACAAUGUAGGUGAGGACAAUCCGGAUGCUGUCAUAGCCACCACCAUUGUUGCCUAUGCGCUGAGUUCUGUCAUGACUGGCCUGGUCUUUUAUCUCAUGGGCAAGUUCAAGUUUGGCUACAUGGUUGGCUUCAUUCCCAGACAUAUCCUAAUAGGCUGCAUUGGCGGUGUUGGUUGGUUUUUGAUCGCCACCGGCUUCGAGGUUUCUGCACGUCUAGAUGGAAACCUCGAGUAUAAUUUGGAUACUUUGAAAAAACUGACCCAGCCGGAUACGCUCCUUUUAUGGAUAUUCCCGCUUGUGUUGGCAAUUGCUCUAUUUUACGGACAGUCCAAGAUUCGAUCCAAGUACUUCCUGCCUCUUUUCAUUCUGGCCAUUCCUUUGGUAUUCUACAUCUUCGUCGUGUCCAUUGACGCGCUCGAGACGGAUACUCUGCGUGACAAAGGUUGGAUUUUCGAAGGGCCACCACCGGGAGAACCUUGGUGGUACUUUUACACACUAUAUCAGUUCAACUUGGUACACUGGGACGCUAUUCUCGAAGUCGUACCGGCGAUGAUGGCAUUGACAUUCUUCGGUAUCCUCCAUGUUCCCAUCAAUGUGCCUGCCCUGGCUCUGAACACGGGCGAGGACAACGCGGACCUCGACAAAGAGCUGAAGUUACACGGCUACUCCAACAUCUUGUCAGGAUGCGUGGGCAGCAUCCAAAAUUAUCUCGUCUAUGCAAACACUGUCUUUUUUGUCCGAUCCGGCGGAGACAAGCGAUUAGCAGGCUACAUCUUGGCCGCAACAACAUUUGGCGUCAUGAUGAUUGGUCCGUCACUAAUCGGGUUCAUCCCAGUUAUGAUGGUAGGCACGCUCAUUUUCGACUUGGGCUUUGAGCUUCUCUUGGAAGCAGUAUGGCUGCCCCGGAAGAAACUCAAGCUUGCCGAAUUCUUGACCGUCAUUGUCAUUGUCUUGGUUAUGGGAAUGCACGACUUUGUGGUUGGCAUUGGAGUUGGAAUCUUGCUUGCGUUUGUCUCGUUGAUCAUUCAGACCUCACGCGUUUCGGCCGUUCGUGGAUCAUAUGACGGAGGAAUUGUCAGCUCGACAGUCCGUCGCAACCCUUCACAACACCACUACUUGAACCAAGUUGGCCAGCAAAUCUUCAUCAUGAAGCUAACCGGUUAUCUCUUCUUUGGAACUAUUGUCAGCGUCGAAGAAAAGAUUCGGGGGCUGUUAGAUGACCACGCAUUCGCCAAGAAGCCCAUCAAGUUUCUCAUAUUGGACUUGUGGCACGUCACCGGUCUGGACUACUCUGCAGGCGAAGCUUUCAACACAAUCAGCCGCCUCCUUGACAAGAAAGGCGUCUUCUUUGUCCUCAGUGGAGUCGAUGCAGAAAGCCAACUUGGGCGAAAUCUCCGAGCCGUGGGCCUGGACAACGACCAGAUCGAGGUUAACAUGCUCCCGAAUCUGAACUCAGCCCUCGAAAGCUGCGAAAACGAGCUCCUUAAGACCCUGUACGCCAGGCAGGAGGAACUCAACUCAACCAAGCGAGUUGCCACGGCAAGUCUCGACGUUCCAACCGCAGCAAACACGUCAUCCUUCUCAUCCUUUGACCCGCCGUUCAACUCCCCCCGACAGACUCACCUUGUGGAAGCCGCCCGUGAAGCCCUCACAAGCGUUGACAUCCCCCAUCCGUCCAAGUGGCAAAGCUUCAACGAACCCCUCCGCCUGAUGCUUCAAAUCUUUCAAGGUCUCAGUGGUAAAAAUGAAGACUUUUGGUUCCAGGCGACAUCGUAUUUCAAGCGCAGGGAGUACGCCGCAGGUACCGUCCUGUUCCGCCGCGGUGAGCAAGCAGACGGCUUCUACCUCGUAGAGCGAGGCAUCGUCCGUGCAGAGUACGACCUACCACAGGGCUGGCUUUGCGAAAGCAUAGUUGCGGGCACUACGUGCGGCGAAUUACCCUUCUUCUCAGAGACGAAACGAACGGCGACGGCCCUUGUGGAGAGGGACUGCGUGGUAUGGCAGAUGGACUGUGAAGCCUGGAAGAAAUUGCAAAAGGAUGAACCGGAGAUUGCUAGGGAGUUUCUGAGGUUAUCAUUGAAAUUGACGAGCGAGAGAAUGAGUUCUAUCACGUCAUAUAUUUUGACAACGGCUGGUUGA